GUAAAAGCUCACCCGCCGUCGCCGGCAAUGUCGAACGCCACUGAAGCUCUCCAUCGCAGGCUGGCAGAAUUAUCGGAGUCGUUACUCGCCCAUCUCUCCGCUGCACCCUACGCACCACUUGAAGGUUCAUCCAUCUCCGUGAAAUUCGUCCUCCAGUCUCUCCUCCCCAAAUCCGCCGCCGGCGCCGCGGAAUCGCAGCUCCGGGAAUCAAUCAGGAAUUUCGUUCUGGCAUCGGCCUUGCUCGCCGCGUCCAAAUCCUUCGCUCACGAGUUGCUCUCAUGGAUUCCCCAUCAGCUCGCUGAUGCUGCUACCGCCGCUUUUCGAGAUAUAUCUGAUUUGUAUUGCCAGGGCGAUGACGAGAGGUUGGUCGCGGAGUUGGCGCCGGAGGUUUUGCUGCUGUUGAAGGACAUGAUUAAGGAGAGUUCUAUUGAUAACGGUACCGAUGGAGAUGAAGUCUCCGCGGCGUCGGCUAGGGCUCCGGUUGGUUUUGCUAUUCUUGCUGCUUAUCAGCUUAGAUGGUUCGUUACUAAGGUUUGUUGCCAUUUUCUUGUUUCCCUGGCACUGCGAUUUGGAAAUGUUUUGAGUCGAGGGCAAGGAAUGAUUUGCUUCAUUCGUCUAGGGAAGAAUGUGAAUGCUGCCGAAUUCGGUGUUUACCAGGAUGUUGUUCUUGAUGCUUGCUGCCAUAAUAUUGCAUCUGCUGAUGAGAUAUGGCAUCUUGUGGUGGAAAUGUCUGUGCUUCUUGUGUCUAGCAUCCGGCGAAGUACAAGAGGACUAGGCGAGAUGCUUAGUCACCUGGAACGACAACCAAGAAAUAAGGAAUGUCGCGUUGCUUGGCUGACAUUCGUUCUGAAACAGGUUCAUACUUCAUACAGUCUCGAAGUUAACAUGGAUCAGAAACACACCAUAUACCAUGAGGUUGAUCAUCUAAAACCCUAUUUAAUGUCUUCCACUGUCCUCUAUAAGCUCAUAGUGCUGAGCAUUUGCACUUUUUUCGGUUUUAGAUUGGUGGAUGAGCUUGUUGUAUUGCACAAGGAAGCAGCAUUAAGAAUGCACAAGGGGCAGCAGUUCACGGUAGCCUGGGAAAAGCACAGGGAUAACUCAAAUGUAGCAGCUGUGUGCUUCUCUUUAACUGAAAUCUCCAUCGACGAGGAGAGUUCCACCAGCAACACCUUGAAGAAUGACAGCUCACUGAACUACCUGCAACUGCUACUACCCGUUAAGUCGCCGGAGAAUGGAUUUGUUCUUCCUUCACCACAAUGAUUAAAGAGGGAGUAAAUUCAAAUGUUAGGCUGCAUGUAAUGCGAUCAUUCACCUUCUGUAGAUUGAAUGUACUACUUAAUUACUUCAUAUAGACUGAACAGUGAAAUCCUGAGUAGGUUUUUCCUCGUCA
Molecule: messenger RNA, 1390 nt
Organism: Linum tenue
Lineage: Eukaryota; Viridiplantae; Streptophyta; Magnoliopsida; Malpighiales; Linaceae
Source: the annotation of a GenBank genome assembly